Messenger RNA from Andrographis paniculata, 1366 nucleotides. Its product is annotated as septum site-determining protein minD homolog, chloroplastic. The record is from RefSeq and is a predicted model, not a curated record. Gene Ontology annotation, biological process: negative regulation of cell division. NCBI's taxonomy places the organism in Eukaryota, Viridiplantae, Streptophyta, Magnoliopsida, Lamiales, Acanthaceae. The coding region runs from base 127 to 1065 and encodes 312 amino acids. Gene Ontology annotation, cellular component: cytosol; cytoplasmic side of plasma membrane. The transcript has a single exon. Gene Ontology annotation, molecular function: ATP hydrolysis activity; ATP binding.
UGGAUAAUAGAUACUCAGCUGCUCAGUUGCUUAUAUACAGUGGUCGCCGAUCUGCCGAUUUCCGCCGUUCCUAUCUCCGAUUUCGGCGGUACGGGCGCUCGUUCAGCCGGUUUCCGGCGAGAAGCAAUGAUCUCUCUCCAAUGUAUCGUUAAACCCUCACCGGUGUACUGCCGCCCCAGAAAACCCCCCAAAACCCCGCCCCCAAUCCAGUCCGUCCUCCAGUACAACCGCAAGCCGGAGCUCGCCGGAGAGACGCCGCGAGUGGUGGUAAUCACCUCCGGUAAAGGCGGCGUGGGGAAAACCACGACCACCGCCAACAUCGGCCUCUCCCUCGCCCGAUUCGGCUUUUCCGCCGUCGCAAUCGACGCCGACGUCGGUCUCCGCAACCUCGACCUCCUCCUCGGCCUCGAAAACCGCGUCAACUACACCGUCGUCGAAGUCCUCAACGGCGAUUGCCGCCUCGACCAGGCGCUGGUUCGCGACAAACGGUGGACAAAUUUCGAGCUCCUCUGCAUCUCCAAGCCUCGUUCGAAGCUUCCCCUAGGGUUUGGCGGAAAAGCCCUAAUUUGGCUCGUCGAAGCCCUAAAAAGUCGAGAAGAAGGCGCGCCUGAUUUCAUCCUAAUCGAUUGUCCGGCGGGGAUCGACGCCGGGUUUAUCACGGCCAUAACGCCGGCGAACGAGGCGGUUCUGGUGACGACGCCGGACAUCACGAGCCUCCGCGACGCCGACAGAGUGACGGGGCUGUUGGAAUGCGACGGAAUUAGGGAUAUUAAGAUGAUAGUGAACAGAGUUCGAACAGACAUGAUCAAAGGCGAGGACAUGAUGUCUGUGUUGGAUGUGCAGGAAAUGCUAGGGCUGCCAUUGUUGGGAGUGAUUCCGGAGGACUCAGAGGUGAUCAGAAGCACAAACAGAGGGUAUCCAUUGGUUCUAAACAAGCCUCCGGCAUUGGCGGGAUUGGCGUUCGAGCAGGCCGCGUGGAGGCUUGCCGAGCAGGAUAGUAUGAAGGCAGUGAUGAUGGAGGAGGAGCCGAAGAAACGGGGCUUCUUUUCGUUCUUUGGAGGGUAGAAUUUUCGGUGGAAGAGCUCCUUUUUUGUAUAGCUGGAAUGUGGAAGAGGUAAUGCCACGCCAUUGUUUUCCUUGCUUUGAUUCUUGGAUGCUUUUUUAUCUUGAGAUGGUGGUAGAGUUAUUUAUCGAUUUUGUUUACGUUUUAGGUGCUCUUUUAGUUGUGAAGAAUAUACAUUUUGAUUGCGAUAUCUUCGUAUAGAUUACUCUUUUAGUUAACGUUGUGAUGGUUGAUUUUUUGUGAGAAGGGGUUGAAUUUUCGUAUGAUUAAGACUAGUAUUGAUCAAUCCACGAUUGUUGCUUA